Molecule: messenger RNA, 207 nt
Organism: Ambispora gerdemannii
Lineage: Eukaryota; Fungi; Glomeromycota; Glomeromycetes; Archaeosporales; Ambisporaceae
Source: the annotation of a GenBank genome assembly
AUGAAAACUGACAUUCCAAAAACUGGACGCGUUCUCCCUACAUUUGCUGAAGCCCGUUUACCUGUCACUAUAAUGGAAACUGAUAUUUCAGAAACUGAACGUGUUUUUCCUGCGUUUGCUGAAGCCCAUUUACCUAUCACUAUAAUGAAAACUGAUAUUCCAGAAACUGAACACAUUUUUUCUGCAUUUGCUGAAGCCCGCUUACCU